AAUUUCAGUUAACAAACUAUAUUUUCAGCUCAUUUGGUUCUUUGACCAAGUUCGGUGAGUUAAUUGUCGAGUCAAAUUUCAAAUAAUGGUCGAGUUGGAUCGGUUCAUUGUCAACCUCACUAACGACUAUUAGGUCUAAUUUAAUGUGCUAGACCCACGCAACAUGAUGAUUAAAGUCUAAAACUCGGUUUAGAAAUAUACCUACAUUUAGUGCUCGACAAACUAAGAAUAGAAUUACCUCUCCCACGAAACACGUCGAAAACAAAAAAAAAUUAUUAAUUUUUUCUGUCCCUUUCCCUAGUUUUGUUUAAUCUUUGUUUGUUUCCUUUUUAGUACUUCUCACCAAAUAUUUCCAAACUGAUUAUGGUCCCAAGAUGUAGCUGUUAUGUUCCUAAUUCAUAUUCCAAUGUUCAAAAACACAAAACCUUCACUCUCAAGCAAGCCAAACUCCUCUAAACCCUGUUUUCUCAAUUCAACCACACAAAUUCAAUUGAAAACCAAACUCUACUAGACCCUAGUCCUUUAUAAGAGCAUUCAUAUUUCACACACUCAAUCAUAACUAUAACUGUAUUUGUAAUUUUCCAGUACCAUUCACUUUUCUGAAAAUCAAUGGCUGCAAAUUUCAACUGUGACAUGCCACAAAAUACCAUCACUCACCCUUCUUGGUAUUCACCAAAAACCGGAAUUUACAAUAGUAUACACUCUCCUAGGAGCCUUCCGACCGACCCUUUUCUCGACGUUGUAUGCUUCAUUUUUUCUCAUCCUCAUGACGGGGUUUUAGCCCUUAUUGAUUCCUUAUCUGGGACUUCCAUUUCUUACUCAAAUUUGUUAACUUUAGUCAAAUCCUUGGCUUCUGGUCUUCAUAAAAUGGGUGUUUCACAAGGUGAUGUUGUUUUGCUUUUACUUCCCAAUUCAAUUUACUAUCCUAUUGCAUUAUUGAGUGUUAUGUAUCUAGGUGCUGUUGUUACACCAUUGAAUCCUCUUAGUAGUGUUGAUGAAAUUCGUAAGCGGGUUAAUGACUGUGGUGUGAGUUUUGCUUUUACUAUACCUGAAAAUGUAAAGAAAUUAGAACCAUUAGGCAUUCCUAUUAUUUCUGUGCCAGAAAAUGAAAAGGAUUUGAAGCAUGCUUGUUUCUCAUGUUUUUUUAACCUGAUUUCUGGUAACUUUGUUUUGCCUCAAAAGUCGGUUAUUAAACAAGAAGACACUGCUGCUAUAUUGUUUUCUUCUGGUACUACUGGUGUGAGCAAAGGAGUUGUUUUAACUCAUAGAAAUCUUAUUGCUAUGGUUGAGCUUUCGGCAAGGUUUGAAGCUUCUAAAUAUGAAUACUCUAGUUCCAAAAAUGUGUAUCUAGAUGUUUUGCCGAUGUUCCAUUUAUAUGGUUUAUCUCUAUUUGCUACGGGAUUAUUGUCAUUGGGUUCUACAAUCGUUGUAAUGCGGAAAUUUGACAUUGAUGAGACUAUUAGGGUGAUCGAUAAAUAUAAUGUUACACACUUUCAUGUUGUUCCACCGAUAUUGACGGCAUUGACAGCGAAGGCAAAGGGUGUAAAUGGAAGUAAGUUGCAGAGUUUGAGACAGGUCGGUUCUAGUGCAGCGCCUUUAACCACAAAAGCUAUAAAUGAUUUUGUCCAAGCUUUCCCUCAUGUUGAUUUUAUACAGGGUUAUGGAAUGACUGAGUCGGGCACAGUAGGAGCAUGCGGUUUCAAUACAGAAAAAUUUCGCAACUAUUCCUCGCUAGGGUUGUUAGCUCCAAACAUGGAGGCAAAAGUGGUAGAUUGGAAUAGUGGUGCUUUUUUGCCCCCAGGCAGAAGUGGUGAGCUUUGGUUGAGAGGGCCUUCAACCAUGAAAGGAUACUUGAAUAAUGAGGAAGCUACAAUGUCAACAGUUGAUAAAGAUGGUUGGCUACAUACUGGAGAUAUUGUUUAUUUUGAUCAAGAUGGAUAUUUAUAUUUGUCUGACCGCUUGAAAGAAUUUAUCAAAUACAAGGGCUUUCAGAUUCCUCCUGCUGAUUUAGAAGCUGUUUUAAUUUUGCAUCCUGAAAUAGCUGAUGUCGCCGUUACAGGUGCAAAGGAUGAAGAAGCUGGGGAGAUUCCAGUGGCAUUUGUGGUCAAGAAGGUUGGAAGUGUACUUUCUCCAAAGGAUGUUAUCGAUUUCGUUGCUAAGCAGGUUGCUCCAUUCAAGAAGGUUCGCAAAGUGGUCUUCACCGACAAGAUUCCGAGGUCUGUGACUGGGAAGAUACUCCGAAAGCAACUCAGAAACUGCUUGCCUUCUAAACUCUAAGGCAUUUCUUUUAGUGUGAUAUUGAAAAAUUACCAAAGACAUGCAUAAUGGGGUUAUCAUAGCAUGAAAUUGGUUGAAUGUGAUUGUUUUGGUAAAUGCAUUGUGUCUCAAUAGUUGUAAUAAGUGUCCUUAUUAUAGUAAUUUAAAGAAAUUUCUAUUGUGUUUUAUUUAUUUAUUUAUGAAUAACAGGGACUGAAGUCCCAAAACCAGAAGAAAAUAUGUCCUGUAUGAUAAGAGAUCCUAGAGAAGUUACUAUUGAACUCUAGAUGCAUGCAGAUGCACAAGAAAAGUUAUAUGUAAAAUUUAGGGUUAAUAGGUCUUUAUCUCCUGUAAU
Messenger RNA from Medicago truncatula (barrel medic), 2611 nucleotides. Its product is annotated as 4-coumarate--CoA ligase-like 6. Gene Ontology annotation, molecular function: CoA-ligase activity. The record is from RefSeq and is a predicted model, not a curated record. Gene Ontology annotation, biological process: ubiquinone biosynthetic process. The transcript has 6 exons. Gene Ontology annotation, cellular component: peroxisome. NCBI's taxonomy places the organism in Eukaryota, Viridiplantae, Streptophyta, Magnoliopsida, Fabales, Fabaceae. Bases 610 to 2277 code for a protein of 555 amino acids.